CGAACCAAAACAGGGCCUCUUCUUUUCCCUUUUUCUGUCCCAAUCUCCCAAACUAGGUAUUAUAAAAAUAAAAAUAAAAAAACUAGGAGUAAAGAAUCCCAAAGUGGAGCAACUGCUCUGAAUUUGAGGGAUGAUGGGUGCGACCCUACCAUGGCAGCAUCUUGUACCUUCAAAACCCAUUGGUCUAUGUCCAGCCCAGAACCACAAGCAAUUCAUUCCUCUCCAUUGCCAAGUUUCCAAAAUACAGGCCUUUAGGCGCAGCGACUUUGAUGUUUUUGCUCGGCGCAUAACUUCCGGCGAGGCCUGGAGGGACGCCUGGCGGAGGGCCAAUGAUGGCUUCGAGCAGCUCCUCUACGAGACCAAGAAGACCGCCGAGCGCCUAGACCGCCAAUACUCCGUCUCUCGCCGCCUCUCCGCUGUCACUCGUUCUGCUGCCGACCGCGCCCGGGAAAUCGAUCGUGAAUUCGAGCUCACCCAGCGCUGGCGGACUUUUUCUCUCGAUUUCAGUAGGAAUUGGCCGAGGAACAGAAAGCAGUUCAUUGAUUUUCUUGACACUCCACUGGGAAAAAGUUUUACCACAAUUUUCUUCCUGUGGUUUGCUCUUUCUGGAUGGCUGUUUCGUUUCCUGAUAUUUGCAACGUGGGUGCUGCCAUUUGCUGGUCCUCUUUUAAUAGGGGCUGUCGCCAACAAUCUUGUCAUCAAGGGAGCAUGCCCUGCAUGUAGGAGACAGUUUGCUGGAUAUAAAAACCAGACGGUUCGUUGUGCAAGUUGUGGAAAUAUAGUAUGGCAGCCUCAAGGUGACUUCUUUUCAAGAGGGAGCCAAGGUUCGAGUUCCUCUUCAAAGUCUGAACACGAUGUAAUUGAUGUUGAGUUCGAGGAGAAAUGAACUUCGAAUACCAAGUGGCUCCUCUGAGGGUAUCUUUACUGAUGAUGUCUUCCAAAACUAAGAUUGAUUUUCAGAUCUUUCAACUAUGAAUUAAAAAUACCAGGUGGCCAGACUCGGUCUGCAUCCACUGAGGAUGUCAUGCAAAAAUAUUUAAGGAAUUCAAAUGUUUUAGCUGUGUAUUUAGUUGUGCUUGGCAAAAAUUCUUCCUCCUCUUCCUAUAGUUGUGCAUUGUGGUCUCUGUAUGGUCAGUGUUGCUAUUUCUGUAGGUGUAAAAAAGUGUUUAGAAGAAAGGUGAUGAAUGCAUAAAUUGACUGUUCACAACAACUGUCCUUGUGGACCAUGUCACUGUUCCAUUAAAGCGGGGAAUAGUCUUUUUGAGUUUUUCAAUUUUGAUAAAUACGUCUUGCUUAUUCAUUUCUA
Molecule: messenger RNA, 1306 nt
Organism: Coffea arabica (coffee)
Lineage: Eukaryota; Viridiplantae; Streptophyta; Magnoliopsida; Gentianales; Rubiaceae
Source: RefSeq, a predicted model, not a curated record